This is a messenger RNA of Oryzias melastigma (Indian medaka), 3196 nucleotides long. RefSeq names its product exostosin glycosyltransferase 2 (gene ext2). Gene Ontology annotation, cellular component: membrane. Bases 192 to 2351 code for a protein of 719 amino acids. NCBI's taxonomy places the organism in Eukaryota, Metazoa, Chordata, Actinopteri, Beloniformes, Adrianichthyidae. Gene Ontology annotation, molecular function: glycosyltransferase activity. The transcript is spliced from 15 exons. The record is from RefSeq and is a predicted model, not a curated record.
UCUAUGCUCGAGUAAAAAGAAAAGCAACUUCCGGAAAUCACUGAACUACUUCCCGUUUAAUGCUAGUGACGCUAAGAUCAGAUUUGUUUUUUUCCUAAAUGUAGCCAGAUAUGUAAUUUGUAGCUAUGAUUUUGCAGUAGACGGGCGUUAGCCAAUAAUAUCUGGCGGCUGGACAAACAUAGGUGUCAGCCAUGUAUACCUCUGGGAAAUACAACUCUCGGGGUCCUGCUUUGAUCCCACGGAUGAAAAUCAAGCAUCGCAUUUACUACAUCACCCUUUUCUCCGUGGUGCUACUUGGACUGAUCGCCACCGGGAUGUUUCAGUUUUGGCCGCACUCCAUUGAGUCCACAGCGGACUGGACACUUGAUAAGCGCAGCAUCCACGACGCACCUCUUAUCCGGCUUCCUGUAUCCAGUCCCAUACCCGAGAGGGGGGACCUCAGCUGCCGAAUGCACACCUGCUUUGAUGUGUACAGAUGUGGCUACAAUCCGAAGAACAGAAUCAAGGUGUAUAUCUACCCUCUACAGAGGUUUGCAGAUGAGCUCGGGGUACCCAUUAGCAGCACAGGGCUGUCACGUGAAUACAACGACCUGCUCAGUGCAAUCUCAGACAGUGACUUUUACACUGAUGAUGUUACCAGGGCUUGUCUUUUCAUUCCCUCGAUUGAUGUGCUGAAUCAGAACUCCCUGCGGAUCAGGGAAACGGCUCAAGCUCUGGCAAUGUUACCCAGAUGGGACAAAGGGAUGAACCACCUCCUUUUCAACAUGUUACCUGGAGGCCCCCCUGACUACAACACUGCCUUGGAUGUUCCAAGAGACAGAGCCCUUUUAGCUGGAGGCGGUUUCUCUACAUGGACCUACAGGCAGGGUUAUGAUAUCAGCAUCCCAGUUUACAGCCCUCUGUCUGCAGAUGUUGAGCUGCCCGAGAAACAACCUGGGCCGCGACGUUACUUUAUUUUGUCUUCUCAAACGGCAAUUCAUCGAGAAUAUCGCGCCGAACUGGAGCGGCUAAAGGAGGAAAACGGAGAAGCUCUUCUUCUCCUGGAUAAGUGCAGUAAUCUGUCCCAAGGUGCUGCCUCUGCACGAAAGCGAUGCUACAAAGGCCAGGUGUACGACUACCCACAGAUUCUGCAGGAAUCUUCUUUCUGCGUUGUCUUGCGAGGAGCACGUCUGGGUCAGGCGACCCUGAGUGAUGUGCUUCAGGCUGGAUGUGUCCCAGUUAUUUUAGCUGACUCCUAUAUUCUGCCGUUUUCUGAAGUGCUCGACUGGAAAAGAGCUUCUGUGGUCAUUCCAGAGGAGAAGCUGUCAGAGAUGUACACCAUACUGAAGAGCAUUCCACACAGACAAGUUGAAGAAAUGCAGAGACAGGCACGCUGGUUCUGGGAUGCCUACUUUAGCUCCAUGAAGGCUGUUGGUUUGACGACGCUGCAGAUUAUCAAUGAUCGCAUUUAUCCUUACGCAGCACGCACUUACGAGCAGUGGAACAAUCCACCUGUGGUGAAGUGGUCCAGUGUGAACAGCCCACUGUUCUUGCCACUUAUUCCUCCACGAGCUCCGGGCUUCACAGCAGUGGUGCUGACCUACGAUCGGGUGGAGAGUCUCUUCAGGGUCAUCACGGAAAUCUCCAAGGUGCCGAGCUUGGCUAAGCUGUUGGUGGUGUGGAACAACCAGAACAAGAGUCCUCCUGAAGAAUCUCUUUGGCCAAAGGUCAGCGUCCCUCUCAAAGUGGUGCGAACUAAAGAGAACAAGCUGAGUAACCGCUUCUUCCCCUACGAUGAAAUCGAAACCGAAGCUGUGCUCGCCAUCGAUGACGACAUCAUCAUGCUAACGUCUGAUGAACUGCAGUUUGGCUAUGAGGUGUGGCGGGAGUUUCCUGACAGGCUGGUGGGCUACCCAGGCCGCCUGCACCUCUGGGAUCAUGAAAUGGGGAAGUGGAAGUACGAGUCUGAGUGGACAAACGAGGUUUCCAUGGUUUUAACUGGAGCCGCUUUCUACCAUAAGUACUUUAACUAUUUGUACACAUACAAGAUGCCAGGAGACAUCAAGAACUGGGUGGACGCCCACAUGAACUGUGAAGAUAUUGCAAUGAACUUUCUGGUGGCUAACAUAACAGGCAAAGCCCCUAUAAAGGUGACCCCACGGAAAAAGUUCAAGUGUCCCGAAUGCACCGCAAUUGAUGGACUGUCCUUAGAUCAGACUCACAUGGUUGAGAGGUCGGAGUGCAUCAACAAGUUUGCUUCUGUUUUUGGAACCAUGCCUCUGAAGGUGGUGGAGCACCGCGCCGACCCGGUGCUCUAUAAAGACGACUUCCCGGAGAAGCUCAAGAGCUUUCCCAACAUCGGCAGCCUCUGACCUUCCUGCAGUGACGAUGUGGAUCUCCUCGCAACACUUUAAAGACAUUUCACCGACACAGUGCUUCUUCAUGUCAAGAUGCCAGUAUUUAGUCUCAGCUGUAGUGCAGUUUUUACACAUUUCAAACGCAGAACCAUCUUUUUGCGUGUUUUUAAAAUCACAAAGCGCACGAUAAGCAGGUCAUGUUCCAGGACGAAGGUCAUCCGAUGGUUAACCCGUCAUUGUUACUGUUUCACUGCUGAACAAGCACUGCUCCUCUGGAAGUGUACAUACUUAUAUUAUGCAGCAGUGCUGUACGAUAGAGAUAAUUUAUGACCUUUCAGCAAACAUUUCUUUAUAUUUUUUUGUGCUUCUCAAAAAAAACGACAGAAUAAAAUUCUGUUUAUAAGAAAAAAACAUAAUUGCGUUUUUUCCUGCAUCACGUGAUCAGAUCGGAACUGUAGACGAUAUAGUGAGCAACCGCUGACUUUGAGUGACUCUAAGCCACUGUUUUAAUUCUCUAUGAUUUUAUACUUCCUGUUCAAGACUGUUUAUUGUAUUUAUAUGUAAAAGAAGAGCAGAGUUAUUUCAGUUACACGUCUGGGCACUUUUUCUGCAGUUUUUUGUAAGCCUUAUGGUUUUACUACAUUUUAGAGUAAAUGCCUGUAGAAAGUUUGUUUUGUAGAAUUUUUACUUAUUUUUUUUGUUUUGUUUUUGGUGUCGCAUUUCAAGGUUUAGAGUGUAACUUUAAGAUUCAUUAUCACUGCCGCCUUUUUUUAUUUUCCUUUUCUAUUGCAGACGUUUGGAAAUGUGCUGAGUUGUACAAAAAAAAUUAUAGUUCAUAAGUAAAGUUCACGUCUAUAACA